Molecule: messenger RNA, 3297 nt
Organism: Rosa rugosa (rugosa rose)
Lineage: Eukaryota; Viridiplantae; Streptophyta; Magnoliopsida; Rosales; Rosaceae
Product: MDIS1-interacting receptor like kinase 2-like
Exons: 2
Coding region: 283-3294 (1003 amino acids)
Biological process (GO): protein phosphorylation
Molecular function (GO): protein kinase activity; ATP binding; protein binding
Source: RefSeq, a predicted model, not a curated record
ACAUUCAAAAGUCAUAAGAAGGUGAAGACUUUGCCUAAAGAUUUCAAAUUCCCCACUAUAGACUCUUCCACACCUUCAUAUGUGACAAUUGUGCUGAUCCUGUGCUGCUAAAUCAUUUUGUGUACUUAACAAUAAUCCUCAAAAAUGGGCUUGUAACAAGAAAUUCAUAAAAUUACAGAGAAGACUUUCCAGGUUCCUCAAAUCCUCAUAAAAUUCUUAGAGAAACAUACUCAACAGAAGAUGUAGCUAAUUCUGGUGAGGUGUCAUACCAUUACAAGCACCAUGGGAGGAUCAAUCUUUGAGAAACUAGGCUCUCUGUCUUUCCUCAUCAUGUUUGUUGUUUUGGUUUCGUCUUCCAAAUGUGUUGCUUCAGCUACUGUUUCUACCGAUGAAGUUGGUGCUCUUCUCCGAUGGAAAGCCAGUCUUCAAGAUACUCAAUCACACCUAACUUCAUGGAGUGCUCAGCACUUCCCAAAUGAAACAAGUCCAUGCACUUGGUUUGCCAUUUCUUGCGACACUGCCAAGAGUGUCACCACAAUAAACCUUACCAAGUCGGGUUUACAAGGUACGCUUCACGAAUUUUCAUUCUCCUCCUUCCCGAAUCUUGAGCACUUUGAUCUCAGCAUGAACUUAAUCUUUGGUUCCACUCCACCUGAAAUCAGUCAACUCUCUAAACUAGUGUAUCUUGAUUUGUCUGAUAAUAUGUUGAAUGGUUCAAUUCCUGCUUCUUUCGGAAACCUUAGCAGUCUUGCUUACUUGAAUCUAGGUAGGAACUUUCUUACUAGUUCAGUUCCUUUAGAAGUGGGCAAUCUUUCAGGGUUGGUGGAGCUUUACUUGAAUACCAACAAUCUUACAGGUCAGAUCCCACAAACUUUUGGGAACUUAAGAAAGCUAAAAGUACUAUACAUGUUUGAGAACGUAUUUGUUGGUUCCAUUCCCCUGGAGAUAGGAAAGUUGGCAUCUCUCAGCAAUCUAAGCCUUCACACCAACAGCUUUUCUGGCAGUAUCCCGGAUUCCGUAUGUGAUCUGAGACACCUUACUUUACUGGAACUGUAUCGGAACAAUCUUUCAGGCCCAAUUCCGGAAAAUAUUGGAAGAUUGAAGUCACUUGUUGCUCUAGAUGUCGGUGAGAAUCAACUCAGUGGUCCUAUUCCCAUGUCAAUUGGUAACAUGAGCAAGUUACAGGUUCUAUAUUUCCGCAGCAACAAACUCUCUGGUUCCAUUCCUCAAGUGAUAGGAGAUCUUAUGAACUUGGCUGUGCUGAGAGUUGCCAGCAACAAUUUGACCGGUCAUUUACCACAGAAUCUCUGCAAAGGUGGUGUGCUCGCAAAUUUUACAGCUAAUGGAAAUCGUCUCGUAGGUCGAAUGCCUGAAAGCUUGAGAAACUGCGCAACCUUGUAUAGAGUCCGUCUUGAUGGGAACCAAUUCACUGGAAAUAUAUCCGAAGAUUUUGGUGAAUAUCCAAACUUGGAUUACAUAAAUCUAAGUGACAAUAAAUUUUAUGGUGAAAUUUCAGAGAAAUGGGGCAAGUCUCUGCGGCUAACAAAUCUUGAGAUUGCAGCUAACAACAUAACAGGUUCCAUACCACCUGAGAUUGGUAAUUUGACUCAACUACAUUUGCUUAAUCUUUCUUCGAAUCAUUUAGCAGGGACAAUUCCUGUGGGACUAGGAGAGUUGACCUCUUUGGUGAAGCUUAUACUGAAUGACAAUCAACUUUCUGGUGUCAUACCUCAAGAACUUGGAUCACUGACUGACAUCCAGUUUCUUGACCUGUCCGAAAACAACUUGAGCCAGUCGAUUCCUAGUAGUCUGGGGAACCUAGUGAACAUGCACCACCUGAACUUGAGCAACAACAAGUUGAGCCAAGGAACCCCAACUAAGUUGGGUCAGUUGAAGCAGCUGUCUGUGCUAGAUUUGAGUCAUAAUUCUCUUAGUCAAGAGAUACCAACGGAGUUUUGUGAUUUGGAAAGCUUGUUGACGCUGAAUCUGUCCCACAAUAACCUCUCUGGUGUAGUUCCCCAGACUUUUGCUGACCUUCGUGGCUUGGAGUUCGUUGACAUAUCAUACAAUCGAUUAUGGGGUCCGAUUCCAGAAAACAAAGCAUUUCAAGAAGCUCCUAUAGAAGCAUUGCAAGGGAAUCAAGGUCUGUGUGGCAAUGCUACAUGUCUACAGCCUUGCACAAAGACUCCGGGCAAAAAGAAGCACAGCUCGAACAUUGGUUACAAAGUCGUGUGCUUGGUAAUUCCACCUGUGGUAGGAGUACUUAUACUUGUUUUCUGUGGAAUUUGUAUCACUUACAGAAGAAAAAAGAAUUGUCAAAAAACAGAUGAAGAGGACAUGCAUCCUAAAGAAUUUGAACUUCGUUCAAUGUCGAUUUUUGAAGGAAAAUUGUUGUAUGAAGAAAUUGUAAAAGCAACUGAGGAUUUUGAUGAUGCUUAUUGCAUUGGGAAGGGAGGCACUGGAACAGUUUACAAGGCAAAGCUUCCUUCUGACGACUUGGUGGCUGUAAAGAAACUCCACAGUACUCACUGUGAUGGUGAGAGGAGCUUUGAAAAGGAGUUCUUAAACGAGGUGAUGGCAUUGACUGGGAUACGCCACAGAAAUAUAGUGAAACUUUAUGGCUUCUGUUCACAUUCACGACACUCAUUUUUGGUUUAUGAGUAUCUUGAAAGGGGCAGCUUGUUCUCAAUCUUGUGCAAUGAAGAAGCAGCCAAGGAAUUGGAUUGGUGCAAGAGGGUGAAUAUCAUCAAAGGUGUGGCUCAUGGUUUAUCAUACAUGCACUCUGAUGUAUCGCCACUAAUUGUUCAUCGAGACAUAACCAGCAAGAACAUUUUGCUAGAUGCCGAGUAUGAGGCUUGCAUUUCGGACUUUGGCACUGCUAAGCUGCUAGAACUCGGUGCAUCUAACUGGACUGCUGUGGUAGGCACAUUCGGAUAUGUAGCACCAGAGCUUGCUUAUACAUCGAAGGUGACUGAGAAAUGUGAUGUGUACAGCUUUGGAGUAUUGACACUCGAAGUGAUGAAUGGGAAGUACCCGAGUGAUCUAAUGAGGUCUUUGUUGUCACAAGCUGAAAUCAGAGAAGGAAAUUUGCCGGAAGAUGUGUGGGAUGGCCGGCUUAAACCUCCCACGGGUAAAAUUCUGGAAGAACUUGUUACUGUUUUAAUGCUAGCAGUCGCAUGCUUACAUCCAAAUCCACAGUUUAGGCCUACCAUGUAUGACGUUUCUCAGGUUAUAACAAUGCAAAUCGAUCUCUCAGACAGACUUGGACUAAUACAAGGCUCAAUCUGUGUUUGAUUA